Copidosoma floridanum is the source of this 1570-nucleotide messenger RNA. RefSeq names its product Acyl-protein thioesterase 1 (gene Apt1). Lineage: Eukaryota; Metazoa; Arthropoda; Insecta; Hymenoptera; Encyrtidae. The record is from RefSeq and is a predicted model, not a curated record. Gene Ontology annotation, cellular component: cytoplasm. Gene Ontology annotation, molecular function: palmitoyl-(protein) hydrolase activity; carboxylic ester hydrolase activity. Gene Ontology annotation, biological process: protein depalmitoylation.
UUCUUUUCUCAAAAUAUAACUAUACCGCUAAAUUCAACUGUCACCAAGUAUAAUUAAUACAAAAAUAUAUGCCUACGUUGUUGAACGUGUAAUAUAUAAUACAUGAGGUCGAAGCUUUUAUACACAGAGGCGUGUGAAAAGGAAGACACGAGAAUCGAGUGUACAAUUAUUAUUGUCAAAGAAGAAAUAGAAACGUGCGUCGGCGCAUAAAUGUUAUAAUAUAUCCUGCAUCAUCCCCGAUUGCCUGGCUCGCGUCCUCUUCUUUUCCAAGAAAAAUAUACCUACUGCACGCGCCGCUACCGCCGCCACCACCCCUGCACACCCGCCCCAUAACCUACAUCACGCGCAAGCAAGAGCCAUCAGUCGACUUUCCUCCGAGGGGAAAUAAAAGUCUCUUGUUCGCGUAUCGUUUUUCGUCGUAGUACCUACAUGGUUAUUUAUUCUCGUCGUACGUAGUUUUCAAGUAGUUUGAUCAGCGUGAUAAUCAAUUGUUGUCUUGUUUUAUACGUUAUUUGCGUAAUUUGUGAUCAGUGUGCGGAAAGAAGAAGAAGAUGUCAAGCCCCGUGGUGAUUGCCGCCACUUCAAGGCACUCGGCAACGCUAAUUUUUUUUCAUGGACUUGGUGACACAGGCCAUGGUUGGGCAAGCACACUGGGUUCCUUGAGAUCGUCACAUGUUAAAGUAAUAUGUCCGACUGCUGACACCAGACCCGUUACCUUAAAUGGCGGUUUCAAAAUGCCAUCAUGGUUCGAUCUACGAACCUUGGAUGCUACUGGACCAGAAGAUGAAGAAGGUAUACAAAAGGCUGCUGAAGAUGUACAUUCCAUGAUACUUAAAGAAGUAGAGUCAGGAAUACCUACAAAACGAAUCAUGCUUGGUGGAUUCAGUCAAGGUGGAGCAUUAGCUUUGUACAGUGCUCUGACUUUCCCUCAACCAUUAGCAGGGGUCAUAGCUCUUUCAACUUGGCUCCCUUUGCACCAAAAAUUUCCAGCCAUAGCCAAAGGCAAUAAAGACACACCUGUUUUACAAUGCCAUGGCGAUUGCGAUCCAAUAGUUCCAUAUAAAUGGGGUCAAGCAACAGCGACUGCAUUAAAACAAUUUAUGACUAACACUGAAUUCAAAACGUACAGGGAAGUUAUGCAUGCAUCCUGCGAUGAGGAAUUGAAAGAUGUAAAAAAGUUUAUUGAAAAAAUAUUGACACCAUAAAACGUGAAAUUCAAUUUAAAUGAUACUUUGAUCGCCUCCCUACUAUUGAGAUCGAAAUAUUGAUUAAAAUUAUUCCCAAAUUGUAAUUUAAUUCAACAAAAAGCCCAAUGAAAGUUAGAUGAAUGUUUCAUCGAUUUAAGAAGAUACAUAGUAGAAAUGAGCAGUGUAAAACUUUCUAUUGAAGUGUUUUUUCAUUACUCUGCUCCAAAGAGUAAAUUUUCUUUAAACUUACAUGUUAGUUGCAACAUGUGUAAUUGCUAUCGAUAGAAUUAGAUAGAAAUUAAUUUAUUUUUAGAUGUACUCUAAUAUUUUGUAAUGGCAAAAUAUUUUUGCAUUUGAUGAAUAAUAAGUUACUCUAAAUCUCA